Molecule: messenger RNA, 2889 nt
Organism: Miscanthus lutarioriparius
Lineage: Eukaryota; Viridiplantae; Streptophyta; Magnoliopsida; Poales; Poaceae
Source: the annotation of a GenBank genome assembly
AUGGAGCUCCUGAGCGGCGGCGCGCUGGCGUGGCAGCAGUACCGCGCGCUGCUCCGCAAGAACGCCACGCUCACCUGGCGCAACCGCCGCUCGGCCGCGCUGCAGCUCUUCUCCUCGCUCGUCUUCAUCUUCCUCAUCUUCUGCAUCGACCGCGCCAUCCGCUCCAGGUUCUCCAGCACCACCGCCUACCGCAACGUGCCGGACCCGGAGCCGCUCGUCGCGCCGCCGAUCCCGCCCUGCGAGGACAAGUUCUUCAUCAAGUCCCCCUGCUACGACUUCCUCUGGAGCGACGGUGGGAGCAGCCGCAUCAGGGGCCUUGUCGACGCCAUCCGGAACAACAACCCCGGCCGGCCCAUACCGCCCGAAAAGGUUUUAGGUUUUAGGACUCCGGAUGAUGUUGAUGCUUGGUUGUUUCAAAACCCAAUGCGCUGCCCUGGUGCUUUGCAUUUUCAAGAUAUAAAUGCCACCCAGAUAAAGUAUGGUAUUCAGACAAACUCUACUCCGGUAGCACGGAGAGGAACAUACGAAGAUCCGACCUUCAAGUUCCAGAUACCACUCCAAGUUGCAGCUGAGAGGGAAAUGGCAAGACUUCUUAUUGGAGAUCCAAAUUUUAGCUGGACUGUCGGAUUUAAGGAAUUCGCUCACCCAGCCACAGAGACCUUCUCUACCAUUGCUCAAGCAGGACCAACUUUCUUUCUUGCCAUUGCAAUGUUUGGAUUUGUUUUCCAAAUCAGUGCUUUGGUGGCAGAGAAAGAACUAAAGCUUCGUCAGGCUAUGUCUACCAUGGGGCUCUAUGAAUCGGCUUACUGGUUAUCGUGGUUUAUUUGGGAGGCCCUUCUUACAACACUUUCAGCACUUUUUACUGUGCUCUUUGGGAUGAUGUUCCAGUUCGAUUUCUUCCUUCAUAAUAAUUUUGGAAUCCUAUUCCUCCUGUUCUUCCUGUUCCAACUGAACAUGCUUAGUUUUGCCUUCAUGAUAUCCACGUUCGUAGCGAAGGCAGCAUCGGCAACUACUGUUGGAUUUGCAAUAUUCAUUAUUGGGUUCUUGACUCAGCUUGUUACCACCUUUGGGUUCCCUUAUUCGGCUGACUACAAAAAGUUGUACCGGACAUUGUGGUCUUUAUUUCCUCCUGAUUUAUUUGCCAAAGCCCUCAACAUUCUAGGCAAGGCAACAGCCACUCCUGAAGAUAAAGGUUUUAGCUGGAAUCAGCGUGGGGAGUGCCCAUCUUUUGAGACGGACUGCGUCAUUACUAUUGACGAUAUCUAUAAGUGGCUCAUAUCCACAUUUUUCUUGUGGUUUGUCCUGGCGAUAUACUUUGACAACAUAGUUCCAAAUGUAAACGGUGUCCGGAAGUCAGUUUUCUACUUUCUUAUGCCUUCAUACUGGACGGGUAAAGGAGGCAAGAUGGAAGAGGGAGGCCUCUUCAGCUUUUUUGGAUCAAGCCGUCCUGCUGAUGAUGCUACCCCUACUGACGAGGAUGUUCUCGCGGAGCAAAACCUAGUAAAGGAACAAGCUGCAAACAAUGCGGUAGAUCCUGGUGUUGCAGUUCAAAUACAUGGUCUACGGAAGACAUAUCCAGGAACUUUCAGCAUUGGUUGUUGUUGCAGAUGCUCAAAAUCUAAGCCAUUUCAUUCUGUUAAAGGCUUAUGGGUGAACCUUGAGAAGGACCAGCUAUUUUGUCUUCUUGGGCCCAAUGGAGCUGGCAAAACAACUACAAUCAGUUGUCUGACUGGAAUCACACCAAUUACAGGAGGUGAUGCAUUCAUUUAUGGUCAUUCUGUUCGAAGCACUGUGGGAAUGUCAAAUAUCCGUAGGAUGAUUGGAGUCUGCCCACAGUUCGAUAUCCUGUGGGAUGCAUUAACAGCUAAAGAGCACAUGGAAUUGUUUGCCAGCAUCAAGGGAUUGCCUCCAGCAGCAAUCACAUCAGUAGCAGAGGAAUCAUUAGCCAAAGUGAAGCUCAGCCAGGUAACUAAUGCUAGAGCAGGCAGCUACAGUGGAGGAAUGAAGCGCCGGCUAAGUGUCGCGAUUGCACUGAUUGGUGACCCAAAAUUGGUUUUUCUCGAUGAACCGACUACUGGCAUGGAUCCAAUUACAAGGAGGCAUGUUUGGGACAUCAUAGAGGAGGCCAAGAAAGGAAGAGCUAUUGUCUUGACCACCCAUUCCAUGGAGGAGGCUGAUAUUCUUGGUGACCGGAUAGCUAUAAUGGCAAAGGGGAAACUGCGGUGCAUUGGGACAUCAAUAAGGCUGAAGUCGAAAUUUGGAACAGGAUACAUCGCUAAUGUUAAUUUCUCUGGAAAUGGCCACAUGCAGAGCCCCAACAGCAACAGCAACACUGAGGCUCCAGUUAAUCCGAACAUAGAAGCUGUCAAAUGGUUCUUCAAGGAACGGCUUGAUAUUAAUCCAAAAGAGGAGAGCAGGACAUUCUUGACAUUUGUCAUCCCUCAUCACAAAGAACCGCUUCUGACGAGAUUCUUUGGAGAGCUGCAAGACAGGGAAGGGGAGUUUGGAAUAUCAGACAUUCAACUUGGUCUGACAACACUUGAAGAGGUCUUCCUGAACAUUGCAAAGCAGGCAGAGCUGGAGAGCUCUACUGCUGAAGGUACCUUGGUGACUCUCAACCUGUCAUCAGGAGCAACAAUUCAGAUUCCCAAGGGGGCUCGUUUUGUUGGUAUUCCUGGAACUGAGACAGAGGAUCAUCCAAGAGGCCUCAUGGUUGAGGUUUACUGGGAUCAGGAUGAAAAUGGAUCGCUCUGCAUUUCUGGGCACUCUGAUGAGAUGCCUGUGCCAGUCCAUGCUGAGCUGAGGAGGCCUCCGUCACUUUCUCGUAGGGCCUCAAUGGGCCGUGGAGGUCCAGUUGGGUAUGUGAUUGACCUGAACCAGGCCCCAUGA